Dibothriocephalus latus is the source of this 297-nucleotide messenger RNA. Lineage: Eukaryota; Metazoa; Platyhelminthes; Cestoda; Diphyllobothriidea; Diphyllobothriidae. The record is from the annotation of a GenBank genome assembly.
AUGUGUAGCGGUUCUACAGCCCACCUCCUUAAAACGCUUGAUGCCACAGACGUCAUCUGGCAGGGACAAUCUUGGUCGCCCAGUCGCUCUACCCGCUCGGCCCCUGUCUGCAUGCAAGGUACAACCUUUGCCCUGGAGCGCACAGACGCACUCGAGAAAGUUCUGGCCAAUCAGCUUCCGGAAGCGUUCUCCGGUCCUCGUUCAAUUUCUGCACCGACGGAAACCUGGGAAUCCGCUCUGAACUGGACGCCAGCUCACGCGUCCUCACGGCCGGACCGAGUGGCAACUUCCUCCUAA